Pistacia vera is the source of this 2013-nucleotide messenger RNA. RefSeq lists its product as uncharacterized. NCBI's taxonomy places the organism in Eukaryota, Viridiplantae, Streptophyta, Magnoliopsida, Sapindales, Anacardiaceae. The transcript is spliced from 10 exons. Bases 90 to 1715 code for a protein of 541 amino acids. Gene Ontology annotation, cellular component: Cul4A-RING E3 ubiquitin ligase complex. Gene Ontology annotation, biological process: protein ubiquitination. The record is from RefSeq and is a predicted model, not a curated record.
AUUAGCCAAUAAAAAAACACAGUGCUCACCUUUCACAAAUCAAUUAGAUUCGAAUCAGAACUCUAGCAAGACCGAAAACACUGACAGAAAUGGAUGACAGACGAAGACUAGAAACGGAGAGGCACCAAAUCGAGCAGAUUCGAGAACUCGAAUUCGAAGAAUUGCAGAUCGAAGAGAUCGACGAACUUAAUGACUCAUCCGACGACGAACGUGAUGCCAUUGGCAUCGAUGGAACGGCUGAAUUUACUUUUAACACUUGUUUGGCUUCCUUACACAGUUAUCUUGGUGAGGUUGAAGACACUCACCAUAGGAUGGCUUUCUUGGAGGGGGGUGCCGUCUUAACCCUCCCAUUGUUCUAUCUUGAAGGAGUUGUUCUGUUCCCUGAGGCUACCCUCCCUCUUAGAGUUAUUCAACCCAAUUUUAUAGCUGCUGUUGAGAGAGCCUUGACCCAAGUUGAUGCUCCUUAUACUAUAGGGGUGGUUCGUGUUUACAGGGAUCCUCAUAACGGACAGAGAAGAUUUGCAACCAUUGGGACAACCGCUGAGAUUCGACAAUACAGACGGUUGGAAGAUGGUUCACUUAAUGUGGUUACUCGUGGGCAACAACGUUUUUGUCUAAGACGCCGAUGGUUUGAGUUGGAAGGAAUGCCAUGUGGAGAGAUUCAAAUUAUCGAGGAAGAUUUGCCAUUAAGGACCCCACGGGAUGCAUUCAGGAAAUUGGGACCCGUGAGUAAUCUGCGAAGUCAUGGUCUCUCACAAACACUGGCUUCAAAUACUUCAUCACGUGGAUAUGGCAAUGGGGACAAUGAUUCAGAGGCGAGUUCAGAGGAAAGCUUUCAGAGUGAGCUUUCUCCAACAGAAAGGAGAAUCCAUGAAUCUGCUAUUGAUUCCGGCGAUAGAUAUGAUGUAAUGGAUGAAUCAACAAGCAGUGACGAUGAUAAUUCUGGGUUUAAGUCAGACAUUCUAUCUGGAAGAUCUCAUCUAAAUGAUUCAGACUCUAUAGGAAGUUGGAAAAAAAGUGAAAAUGUUGACUUUAGAAUUGGAAAGAGUUCUGUAUUAGGAAGGCAAUCUCACCGAGGCGAAGGGUCAAAAAUGCUUUGCAGAAGGAUUGAGUUAGGCCAGUUUCGUAGAACAUCAAGAGCAUUCUGGCCCUAUUGGGUAUACAAUAUGUAUGACUCCUAUUGCCUUGCUCGAAGGGCAGCAGAUAAGUGGAAACAGGUAGUUGGAACACCAAGCAUGGAUAGUUUUGUGAGGAAGCCUGAUCUCUUGUCAUUUUACAUUGCUAGCAAAAUUCCUGUCUCUGAAUCUACAAGACAAGAGCUUUUGGAGAUUGAUGGUGUUUCAUAUAGAUUGCGUCGGGAAAUCGAAUUACUUGAGAGUUUUGAUAUUGUUCAAUGUAAAACUUGUAAGACUGCAAUUGCAAGGCGGAGUGACAUGUUGGUGAUGUCUAGUGAAGGUCCUUUGGGUGCUUAUGUGAACCCCGGUGGUAGUGUGCAUGAGAUAAUGACUCUCUACAAAGCAAAUAGCUUAGCACUCCGGGAUCGAGCAUGUACAGAAUACAGCUGGUUUCCUGGAUAUGCAUGGACAAUAGCUAGCUGCGGAGCUUGUGAAACUCACAUGGGCUGGCUUUUUACUGCCACGAAGAAGUCACUGAAGCCUAAAUCAUUUUGGGGGAUACGCAGUUCCCAAGUUGCUGACGGCACACUUAAAGAUUAGAAGUUGUAACGGUUUAAAAUCCGCUGCAGUCACUAUGUAAUGUGCCUGAAUUGUAAAUAUACUACAUAUCUAAUCCAUAAAUAGUUUGGAAUUAUCAUUAGGAUACUAAAAUCUACUUUCUAUGGAAGUAAGCUUUGAUAAAGGAAAGAGAGGAAAAAAUUCUUCCUGCAAUCCUUACAUGAGAACGUUUCUGACAUUUACUAGAUUCUAAAGUUGCAAAAUUGUAAUUUUCUAUGUAAGUAUGAUGCUAGAUCAUGUCAUUUUAAUAAUUUUCAUUCGUGGUUGUGGAUUGAAUGUA